CUGACCUACCGAGACUCCGAGAGGACCCAUAUUGCCUGGCUUCCAGAACAUUACUUCGCCUUUUUUGUGUCCACCCCACGCCGGCCUAUCCAUCACGCACCUUUCUACCGCCUGAAACGUGCCUUCUCACCUUUUUCAAAAGUACCUCAAGCGCCUGCUCCUUUGUCUCUCUUGUUGCCUGGUCAAAUACGCUGGCGAAGAGCUACGGCAGAUCGAGUCAAUCAAUUCAGGCUUCCAUCGCCUCAGGGAAUCAAGAAUCCUCCAGGCCAGCUCAAUCCCGGCUAUUCAGUAGCUGUUUCGGCCCCUUCUCACCGCAUGACCAACCACAGUGCCAUAGUCCGUUCGACGAUCCUCGGCCUCAUUCAAUCUAUCCGUCCAGAUGAUGCAGUAAUCAACCGGUGAGAGACGACUCAGGCCUGGUCGGAGGGAAAGUCCACAUCAUGGCUUCGGCCGAGCCGACCUUUGUUGAUCCCGACCGCAAAGGCAAGGUUUCGAAACGCUCGUCCAACUCCUACACCAGCGAAGAGUGGCGAAGACACCGGCCUUUAAUCACCCAGCUUUAUUUCGAAGAGGGUCGUACUUUAAAAGAUGUGGCCGAACACCUGAAAAAGGAAUUCGAUUUUACUCCCACGGAGCGUAUGUACAAAAGUCGCCUCCACACAUGGGGUCUAGACAAGAAGAAGAAAGAGCAUGAAAUGCUUGAUUUGGUCCGUCAAGGCUUACAGCAGAAAGGAGAUGACAAGGAUAAAGUCUUCCUCGUACGGGGGAGGCAAGUUAGCCUGGCCGACGCGCUUCACUACUUCAAUCGUAAAGGUAUCAAAGAUCCAUCCAGUCUGUUGGAGCCUCAAGCGGAUGGAUCUGGCGACUUGUCCUCCCCCGAAGAGGCCGAGGCCAAGACACCUCUCUCCUUCGACGACGACAUGCUCGAGCCACCGCUUGAGACUUCCGAGUAUGAGCUCUCACGCAGUCCUAUGGAGAUCGACGGUCACAACAAGUCGAUCAUGCCUCUGGCUAUCAACCCAUCCGAUAUUGCAGACAAGCGACUAGCAUCGCUGCAGCAAGCCUUGAAUAUUCCACAUCUCAAUCCUAUGCCACCCUUCAGGACGUUGGCGGUCGAGUCGACUGUGGUGCAGCAGCCUAACGUGACCGCGGCCGACCAACGGUAUUUGGACACCAUAUUUCAAAACAUGCAAAAACAUUAUAUGAGUCUCUUCACUGCGAGAAAUCUGUCGGUCCGCAACACUACCGGUACAUGGACCGCCACUUCCGAUGACGCUCUCGCGGAUCGUUUCUACUAUUCCAUGUACCAUGGCUACUCGUUUUUGUGGAAUGGGCAAAGAGAUCGAGCAUUCGACAAUUUCUACAAGGCCUUUGCUCUCAUCGAGGGUCUCCUCAAGGAUGAUCAUGUUGGGUUCAUGAUUUACAUCUUCGAUCUGAUCAUCCGACACGAUGGAACAGGGUACGAGGAGCCACUGCUCAUGUUGUUACAGCAUCUUGCAGACAUGGCCAAAGCUGUCUUUGAGUCAGAGGAGCACCCCAUUUUCCUCAUUGCUAAUUACAUGAACCAUUCCACGGUGUCUCGGGCAUGGUUGGCCGAAUCUACGUUGCGAAGGUUACUGGAUUUCUUCCAGGAUAGCAUAGGAUACUUUCACCCCGAGACGAUUGCGUUGUUGCAGACCUUUGCCACCGGCUUGAUGAACCGACAGCGAUAUUCGGAGGCGGCGGUGCGAUUUCAACAACUGGUUGAUGCAUUCGAAACCACGAUGAGCAAGCACUGCUACGAGGUGUGUUACGCAUUGCGAUCGACAUCCGAAGCAUAUUUCCACAUGGAGCAGUAUGAAAAGUCAUUACAGGCCCUCAAAGCAGCACUGGACCGGGCCGAAUGCUUGCCGCGACCGGAAGAACGAGAGAUCUACGUGCGAUGCUUGAGAGGAAUGGCCGAAAUUUUCAAUAAAUUAGGUCGGAAAGACGAAGCUGUCGAAACCAUGCAGCAUGUUGUUGAUAUAUGCCGGGAUUCCUUUGGUCCAGAGCACCCAUUCACCAAUCGAGCUAGGAUGCAUCUGAAGUCAAUAUCAAAGGGAGAAAGCACGAGCGAAGCGGCCAUUCCACCCAUGGUGUAUAGACUAGGUCGAGGCGGGAGUGCGGCCAAAUACAUCUGGAUCUCGAGGUCCAGUCCUACCCGGCUGCAGGCUUGAAGGCGAACUUUUUGCGCAGCUGCUUUACGAUCUACACGACUAAUGACCAUGACACAAUUCCCGUGUUUGCGACGGCCGAAUACCUGGGUAUCAAAACAUUGUAUACCUUAAGGCGGCCUAUUCGAUCAUCCAUUUAGCGUCCGGGGUGAAUAAUCAAUGGAAACAGGAUUGUUACCGAGGCGUAAGGCUUCCCAUGUCCGACCUGACCUGUCACUUUAGCAAUGAGUACCUCGUAUCUCAAAUUGUUUGGCAGUCGGAAUGAGGAAUGAGUUGCUGCCGAGUGACUGUCCCGCUGGGACCAAUUUGUACGAGGCCAAGCAACGGAUCCUGGGGGAACAAAUUCAGCAAGGCGUCGCCUAGCCGGGCAUCUUGUCAUGCGAAGAUGGACAGAAUAAUGUGCUCUAGAUGCGCACUUCAUUGUCCAGACAUGAGCUGGGGCUAUUUUGGUAUCCCUCAUGGCGAGAUUGGCACUCCGAUGUGCCAAUGACGAGCGCCAAUCUUCAGGGUGUCUCCCGGGGCUAAAUACUGCUUAUGGGGUCCGGUUGACAGCCUUUGAGCUCCGUAGCUUCUUUGAUGACUUAUCGACCUGGAGAGGCUUCACAGACUCAAAAGGGUUCCCAGCAAACAACAUGCAGCCUCACCAGGCCAGAUGCUGUAUUGUACGGAGUACCUACUUUGACUCUACGGAACACAGUAGGUUUGACAUUUCAUACAAUUGAUACUCCAUAGUCAAUGCCUCCUUAGAUGGCCGCAGUCAGCAUAGGACAGUUAUUUACGGAGUUGGUUCUGC
Messenger RNA from Exophiala oligosperma, 2985 nucleotides. RefSeq lists its product as uncharacterized. The transcript has 2 exons. The record is from RefSeq and is a predicted model, not a curated record. Gene Ontology annotation, molecular function: protein binding. Bases 441 to 2195 code for a protein of 584 amino acids. Lineage: Eukaryota; Fungi; Ascomycota; Eurotiomycetes; Chaetothyriales; Herpotrichiellaceae.